Messenger RNA from Heterostelium album PN500, 1542 nucleotides. RefSeq names its product pyrroline-5-carboxylate reductase family protein. Bases 1 to 1542 code for a protein of 513 amino acids. Gene Ontology annotation, biological process: L-proline biosynthetic process. Gene Ontology annotation, molecular function: pyrroline-5-carboxylate reductase activity. NCBI's taxonomy places the organism in Eukaryota, Evosea, Eumycetozoa, Acytosteliales, Acytosteliaceae. The transcript has a single exon. The record is from RefSeq and is a predicted model, not a curated record.
AUGACAACUGAACAACAUUCUAUAUCUGUUUUGGGUUGUGGUAAUAUAGGUCUAUCGAUUGCUCAUGGAUUGGUUAAUUCCGGUCUGUACAAAUCUAAUCAGAUCAUCUUGACCAAGCGUAACACCGAAUCACUGGAAAAGUCGAUGGGAUCGAAAGGAUUCCAAGUUACCGCUGACAAUAACCUCGCAGUCAAGAAAUCAAAGGUUGUCAUUGUGUGUGUGACACCCGCCCAACUCGACUCACUGCUAGAAUCGAUCAGAUCAGUCAUCAAUCCAAAGUAUCACGUGGUGAUUAGCGUUGUCUCUGGUGCGUCGAUCGACGAUAUCAGUGUGAAACUCGGUAGUUCCGGUGUGGCGAUUGUCCGUGCCAUGCCAAACACCGCUAUCCAAUACUGCCAGUCGAUGACCUGCUUGGCUGUGCGUGGCACACACCAUGUUGCGGGUCGCGCCGAGAUCGAGGAGCGCAAAGAUCAAGCACUGGCAAUCUCUGAGAAGAUCUUUAACGUCCUCGGUAAUUGCAUUGUGCUGAAGGAGGAACAGAUCGUUCCUGCGACAGCGUUGUGCGCCUGUGGAAUUGCUUUCUUCUUCCGUGCGAUUCGUGCUGCCAGUCAGGGUGGAAUCGAGAUUGGAUUCCACGCAGAAGAUGCCAUCAAGAUUGCCGCUCAGACUGCCAAGGGAGCUGCUACUUUGGUGCUGGAGGGUGGUUACCAUCCAGAGUAUGAAAUCGAUAAGGUAACUACACCAAUGGGUUGUACGAUUGCCGGUCUCAACCAGAUGGAACACAACGGAUUCUCAUCGGCUAUGAUCAAAGGUAUUGUUACAUCCGCUGAGAAAGCAGCGUCGCUUUACAGUAAGAAACAACCAGCUCCAUCGACAACAACUCAUCAUCACCAUGCUCCACAAGCACACCAACAAGAUUCAGCAAGUACUACUACAACUUCAACAACUUCUACUGCCAACAACAACACAGAAAGCAAGAGUAACAAUAAGAGAAGAACAAGAAAUCAAAAUAAAUCAACAAGAAAUCAACAACAACAACAAACAACUGAGAGUAACAACACACAACAAGAAAAACCAGAUAGUAAUAAUAAUGAUCAAUCACAUGAACAACAACAAGAACAAGCACCAGAACAACAUCAACCAUCAACAGCAAGCUCAGAGAAUAAUGAACAACAACCACAACAACCACAACAACAACAACAGUCACAUCAAAACAAUAAUAGUAGACGUGGAAAGUCUAAUAACAGUAGAAGAUCAAACACAAAGAAAGAACAAGAAGAUCCAAACAAUCCAUGGAAGAAACAAGAGAAUAAUCAUCAACAUCCAGCACCUGUAUAUGAUGUAAAUAGUGUAGACGAAGCAUUGGCAAAGGCAAGAUCAAGAAAUACACACCAACAAAACGGAAGAGGAAAUAGACGUGGUGGUAGUGGUGAUGGAGGUGGUGGUCGUCGUCAUAAUGGAAACAACAGCCGUGGUGGUGGAGGUGAAGGUGGUCGUCGCCAACCACAUCAACAUCAGCAUCAACAACAAGAAGCAAACUAA